Molecule: messenger RNA, 1510 nt
Organism: Phragmites australis (common reed)
Lineage: Eukaryota; Viridiplantae; Streptophyta; Magnoliopsida; Poales; Poaceae
Product: probable protein kinase At2g41970
Exons: 7
Coding region: 172-1251 (359 amino acids)
Biological process (GO): protein phosphorylation
Molecular function (GO): ATP binding; protein tyrosine kinase activity
Source: RefSeq, a predicted model, not a curated record
CAGUUCAAACCAGUCGCGAACCUUGGCGUACGUGUUAUAUAUCUUUUGACUUGCAGACGAGCGAGCCCGACGAGACCCGGCCGGCGACCUGUUCUUUCAGAGGUUGCUGCCGCUUCUUGGUCUGAAGGAUCCAGGCAGGCAUAGUGCCGCGUGCAUAGAUCGGAUUUGAGGAUGUGGUGCUGCAGUGGCGCAGAGGAGGAGCCUUACAGCGCCCCGGCGGCCGGCAACCUGGCCGCACCGCCGCCGCGAGCACCAGCCCAGCCGAGAGGGCCGAACGUGCCGAGAACCGGCGCCGCGACUGCGGCCAAGGUGCUGCCCAUCGACGUCCCGGCCGUGGCGCUGUCGGAGCUGAACCGGCUCACGGGCAACUUUGCGGACAGGGCGCUGGUCGGAGAAGGCUCCUACGGUCGCGUGUACCGCGCGACGCUCAGCACCGGGGAGGCCGUGGCGGUCAAGAGGUUCGACAACGGCAGCUCCUCCGGCCAAUCCGAGGCUGAGUUCUGCGAACAGCUAUCCGUGGUGUCCCGGCUCAAGUGCGAGCACUUCACCCAACUGCUGGGCUACUGCCUGGAGCUCAACAACCGGAUCGUGCUCUACCAGUUCGCCACCAUGGGCUCCCUCUACGACAUACUCCACGGGAAGAAGGGGGUGAAGGGCGCGGAGCCCGGGCCGGUUCUGACGUGGAGCCAGCGUGCCAGGAUCGCGUACGGGGCCGCGAGGGGGCUGGAGUACCUGCACGAGAAGGCGCGGCCGCCGAUCGUGCACCGUGACGUGCGCUCCAGCAACGUUCUGGUCUUCGACGGCCACGACGCCAAGAUCGGCGACUUCAACCUCACCAACCAGUCCCCCGACUCCGCCGCGCGCCUGCACUCCACCAAGGUGCUCGGCACGUUCGGCUACCACGCCCCAGAGUACGCGAUGACGGGACAGUUGACGCAGAAGAGCGACGUGUACAGCUUCGGCGUCGUGCUCCUGGAGCUCUUGACCGGGAGGAAGCCCGUGGAUCACACCAUGCCCAAGGGGCAACAAAGCUUGGUCACUUGGGCCACUCCACGAUUAAGCGAGGACAAAGUCAAGCAGUGCGUGGAUCCCAAGCUGAGCAACGACUACCCGCCGAAAGCCGUGGCCAAGCUCGCGGCGGUGGCGGCGCUGUGCGUUCAGUACGAGGCCGAUUUCAGGCCGAACAUGACGAUCGUCGUCAAGGCUCUCCAGCCCCUCGUCAAUGCCCGGCCAGGAGGAGAUCACCAGUAGCUAGAGAGAGAGAGAGAGAGAGAGAGAGAGAGAGAGAGAACGUGCUGUGCUAGUGUCUUCGCCCUCUGCGUCAAUUUAGCACUAUUCGUUCGACCAAUUGUUCCAAGCGUUAGCUGUAAUCGAGCGAGUUCUUUUUAACUUCUGUAAUUCUUGUUUAUGACACUGUUGUCACAAGAAAUGGUCUGCUUGACCUUAAGAGUGUAAUUCCACUGUUACAAACGAUGCCUAAGUAUUCAUAUAUGGGAUGUAUAUGCAUCAU